AUGAUGUUCAACGACGAUAAAGAAGUGUAUGACUUCUACAAAAGGUAUGCCUAUGAUGUUGGUUUUCCAGUUCGAAAAAGAAACUCAAAAAAGGGGGACGAUGGACUGUUGAAAUAUGCGACCUUCACAUGUAGUCAUGAAGGUCGAAGACCGAGUAAUGCAAGCGGCUCUUUAAAUCCACAACCAAUCAGUCAAACAGAUUGUAAAGCAAGGAUCUCUGCUUCUUUGGAUAGUCAUGGAAUGUGGAGAAUUAAUACUGUCCACCUUGACCAUAACCAUAGAACUAGCCCUUCCAAGUCUAGGUUGUACCGAUGCAACAGAGAGUUGAGUGCAACUGUGAAACGGAAACUUGAAGUAAAUGAUUUUACAGGAAUUCCGUUACAUAAAAGUUUCAACUCCACAGUUGUUGAAGCGGGUGGAUAUGAAAAUAUGACGUGUGUGGAAAAGGACUGUCGCAAUUAUAUUGAACAAGUGAGGCGAUUGCGACUUGGGGAAGGAGAUGUGGCCGCAAUACAAAGUUAUUUUUCAAAAAUGCAAGCACGAUGCUCAGGUUUUUACUUCAGUAUGGAUGUAGACGACGAGUUUUGCCCAAAGAACGUGUUUUGGUCCGAUAAUAGGUGUAGGCAAGCAUAUAUGGAGUUUGGGGAUGUUGUCACAUUUGAUACAACUUACUUCACUAACAAGUAUGACAUGCCAUUCGCACCUUUUGUUGGUGUAAAUCAUCACGGUCAAUCAACUUUGUUCGGUUGUGGAUUGUUAUCGAACGAGGACACUGAUACCUUUGUCUGGCUGUUCAAGACAUGGCUUGAGUGCAUGCAUGGUAGAGCUCCUCGUGGAAUAAUUACUGAUCAAGAUAGGGCCAUGCAAAAUGCUAUUGAGAUUGUUUUUCCAGAUACAAGGCAUAGGUGGUGUUUAUGGCACAUUUUGAAGAAGUUGCCGGAGAAGUUUGGGUACCAUGUUGAUAAGGCUUCCAUAUUUUCGGCUAUACAUCAGUUGGUGUAUGAUUCACAGAAUAUUGAAGAAUUUGAAUUAGGUUGGAAAGAGAUGAUCGAGACAUAUGAGUUGAUAGAUAAUGAAUGGUUGUCGGGGUUGUAUGUUAAUAGAGGUCGUUGGGUGCCUUGCUUUUUGAAAAUGGCUUUUUGGGUGGGGAUGUCCACAACUCAGCAAAGUGAGAGUAUGAAUGCGUUCUUCGACGAUUAUGUCCAUUUGAAGACCUCUCUGAAGCAGUUUGUGGAACAAUAUAAAAGAACACUCAGAAGUAAGGUCGAAAAAGAGUUCCAAGCUGAUUUCAAGUCAUACUCACAAACGUUGCUUGAGCAUUACACAUUACGAAGGUGGAGAAGAGAUGUUAGCAGAGCAUAUACAAGAGUUGCAAUGAAUUACGACGGUCUGGUCAGUACCCCAGAACAGUUGAGGUAUGACAGUAUGUGUAAAGCUUUUGCGGAGGUGGCUGACCUUGCUGCAGAUAAUGAGUGUCGGGCACGUGCCAUAUUGGACUGGAUAAAAGUACAAGCGAAUGAGCUGAAGUCUACAAAGUCGUGUAUUGCAAGUAAUAUCGUUUCUCACUGUACUCCUUCACAAAUUGCUGCAACCAUCAACAUAUGGGAUCCCAAUGUUGCAAAGAAAAAGGGGGCACCCCGGCGACUUCGAAGAAAAAGUCCGCUGGAGUUAAAGAAUUUAGGGGCAAGUUUGACGACGAGCAAGGGGAAGAGGCUGAGACAAAGGCACAGUAAUACUGAGGAGGCUGCACCUGAAUUUGUAGCGUCGCAAGAGCAAUCUUCAACGCAAACACCAUUCUCUUAUUCACAACUAUUGUUGGGCGAUGCCGAAAGCUUUGUCUGUACACGACCGUUGCCAACAUCGGAUGCGCUCCCUCCAUUGCCAACGAAUGUUAUAUUCCGUCCACAAGGUGAUGACGAGGAAGAUUGUUUGCUCCAGAAUAUGGAUGAUUUGGGCAAGUUCAACGGUGUUGAAGCUCCUAAUGUCCCAAAUCAGUGA
Molecule: messenger RNA, 1998 nt
Organism: Olea europaea var. sylvestris
Lineage: Eukaryota; Viridiplantae; Streptophyta; Magnoliopsida; Lamiales; Oleaceae
Product: protein FAR1-RELATED SEQUENCE 5-like
Exons: 5
Coding region: 1-1998 (665 amino acids)
Source: RefSeq, a predicted model, not a curated record